GCUGAGAACAGGAUCUCCAAAAUGCGGUUUGGCGCCCUCUAUCGGAAAGGGGGGAUGGCCCGGCGCCAAAAGCACCAGGCGAUUUGGGAAGCUGCGCCUUCGCCUACAGGAGGCAAACUUCUCAGCGGCCUCCCCCUCCGCGAUCAGGGAGGGAGAGGAAAGCGGAGGCAGCGUCGACGUCCGGGGGGGACCUGACACCGGCUGUUUCCCGCAACAAGGUCGCAAUGGCUGACGGAGGAAGUCGGAAGCGGCCGAAGAAGGCUCGCCGCUGCAGCCGCUAUUUUUGCACUGCGGGACGCGGGAUGGAGCCCUUCCUCAUCGAAGAAGUGCAGGCUCGUUUGGGCGCCACUCAGGUAGAAUAUAUAUCGGGAAAAGUUUUCUUCAGUACCAAUCUUGAGCUGAGUAUGUUGAAGAAACUAAAGUCAGCUGAAAGAUUAUUUUUGCUGCUAAAGAAAUGUCCUCCACUUUCCUUCCGUGGGAAUAAAGGAAGAAUAAUCCAGGAUGUUCAAAAACUUGUAAAUGAGAAUCCAAGAUGUUGGCUGGAUACAACUGCUGUCUGGAGAAGUCUUUAUGAUCAGUCGGCAAAGCAACUAAACUUGUGCCAAGAAUACCCAGAUUCCAAAAAACAGAAAUUGGAAGAGGAAAAACAUAUUGAAAAUGAAAAGCAAAAAAUGCAAAUAAUAUUAGAGACAGAUACUAUUAAAAAUCAAAUUGAAGAUCAGCAAAAAUGUGAUACACAUGAUGUUUGUAAAGACAUUUUAUUGCCUCAGGGCAGACUUUUUCUAGAAAACACUCCUGAACUUAUUCGAGACAAAACUAUUGUUUGCAAUAGUUGUUUUAGUUUCAGAGUAUCAUGUCGUUGCAGUGGAAUACUUGCAAAAUUAUUUACUGCACAGGAACUGGGGAAAAUUAUUGGAAUAGCUCUUAUGAAAAAUUUUGGAUGGAAAGCAGAUCUUAGAAAUCCUGAUUUAGAGAUUUUUGUGCAUCUAAAUGAUGUUUAUUCUGUGAUUGGGAUCCCUCUUUUCAGACUUCCCCUGGCAAGUCGAGCAUAUAUUAAAACUGCUGGAUUGAGAUCUACCAUUGCUUGGGCUAUGACAUCGCUUGCUGAAAUCAAGGCUGGAGCAUUUGUAUUGGAUCCUAUGUGUGGUCUAGGUACAAUACUUCUGGAAGCUGCAAUUGAAUGGCCUAAUGUGUAUUAUUUCGGAUCGGAUAUAAGUGAUUCACAGUUACAAGGAGCCUACUCAAAUAUUAGAGAUGCAAGCCUGAUAGAUAAAAUUGAACUAUUUAAAUCUUCCGUGACAGGAUUACCUUUCCUAUCAGAAAGCAUUGAUGUCAUUUUGACAGACAUUCCAUUUGGAAAAAAGUUCAAAAUAACAGAAGACAUGAAGUUCCUUCCCAGAGUUUUUCAAGAACUUGAAAGGGUGCUUUGUUUUGGAGGGACUGUUGUACUGUUACUUAAUCAAGAACUUUAUAAAAGUAUUUCUAAUAUUGCCCAUGGCUCUCGGACUGAGAGAUCCAUCUUUGCAGAAACUUCUACUGAUUGCAGACAAAGUGAUUUGAUAUCAGUUGAACAAGAUAAAGAAAGUAUUAGUUGUGGUACUGUUUCCCCCUCAUCUCAAGAUACAAGAGAAGAAGAUUUCAGUUACAAAAAGGGAGAUCUUGGUUCUCUGGUGUUCAUAGAAUCCUUUGAAGUUAGUCUUGGCAAGACAAAUGCAUUCAUAUGCAAGUACAAGAAGAUAACUUGAAGGAUCUAGAAGGUAACAACGGACAAGUAUGUAUAAAACACAUUGAAGGAUUUGACAAUGAGAACUGCAUAGCAAUUACUGCAAAAGAUCCUAAAGCAGGGGUGUCAAACUCAAGUCCUGUGGGCCAGAUCCAGCUCGCAGGGUACUUAGAUCUGGCCUGCAGGACUGGCCUAAAAACAGCAAAGGGCUGACCUGUG
Molecule: messenger RNA, 1942 nt
Organism: Pseudonaja textilis
Lineage: Eukaryota; Metazoa; Chordata; Lepidosauria; Squamata; Elapidae
Gene: THUMPD2
Product: THUMP domain 2 tRNA and snRNA guanosine methyltransferase
Biological process (GO): tRNA methylation
Molecular function (GO): RNA binding; tRNA (guanine) methyltransferase activity
Source: RefSeq, a predicted model, not a curated record